Guyanagaster necrorhizus is the source of this 1409-nucleotide messenger RNA. RefSeq lists its product as uncharacterized. The record is from RefSeq and is a predicted model, not a curated record. Bases 170 to 1057 code for a protein of 295 amino acids. NCBI's taxonomy places the organism in Eukaryota, Fungi, Basidiomycota, Agaricomycetes, Agaricales, Physalacriaceae. The transcript has 20 exons.
GUAGUAUGAAAUGAAUUUAGUACACUGGUGCCGAACCUUGACAUCACGGAACUUGGAAAAGAUUAUAUAGUAACUUCCAUAAGCGCGCUGAUUCCCUGCAACCCGUGGGUGGUCGCCAGCGUUCCCAUCUCUCCUUCCGAUACAGUUCCUUCCUUCCCCCCAUCUCAGCAUGUCCAGCGUCAUCCAUGUCGAUUCCACCCUCGGCGCAGCAUUAAUUGGGUUCGGCGUUUCCUGUGCAUUAGUCGGGGCGCUAUGUAUACAGGCUUUCUCGUACUUUCGACGGUAUCCGUUUGAUGCACCCGCUUAUAAACUUCUGGUGGCGGCUAUCUGGUCAUUAGAAAUUGUCGACCAGGCGUUUAUUGGGCAUUGCGUGUAUUAUUAUACGAUAUCAAAUUAUAUGUCACCGCAAGUUUUGUUGUUCGGAGACGUGAUUUGGACGCUCAUUAUUCAGUUAGUUUUGGGUGUCGUAGUGGGUACUAUUGUUAAAACAUGCUUUGCCAUGCGUGUAUGGCGAUUCAGCGGACAUAAUCUUCCCAUUACAUGCUUAAUUCUCUUCUUGACAUAUGGACAACUCGGGCUCGCCAUAGCAUAUGCUGUUCGAGCUUUUCAGCUGAACAAAUUGAUGUACAUAUCGAACUUGAAGACUCUAGCCUCGCUUUCCCUCGGCGCCGGCGCCUUAACUGAUAUAAUCAUUGCACUUUCCUUAUCCUUGUUCUUGCGGAGACUAAGAACAGGUUACAAGAAUUCAGACUCUGUUGUCAACAGACUCACCAUCUACGCCAUCAACACGGGCGUUCUGACGAGCACCAUCAGCAUUACGACCUUAGUAUUGUAUGACUUGUAUCCUACGAACUUCGUUUUUAUGGCCUUCUAUUUUGUUUUGAGCAAAUUAUAUGCCGUUUCUUUUAUGUGUACCUUAAACACCCGGCAUAUCGUAAAAGGACGCGGAACAGACAGAGAAAUGGGGACUGAAAACGCUGAGAUCGCAAUCGCAAACGCAAAAGACUCAAUUAACCAUCGGAAUACAUCAGGAAGUUUCCGUAAUGUCAGACGCUGACGAACCACUGAGCACUCAAGCUCAAGAGCCGCCAAUAGCAAUGCCUUCGCAUCCGAGUCAGGGUUACUUAACUACAAACUAAACGGGAUCUGCAAGCUCUUAUCUUAUCUUAUGCGUCGAGUGGAUCCUGCCCGCAUAACCGCGAUGGAGGAGCAUACUUUAGAGUAUAAUGUGUGUAUUUUACGGACAAUUUUGUAGUUGUCCCGUGUAAAAACGCUAUCUAAGACUUGUAGCUAUCUCAGACGUACCAGACGGAAUUCCACAUGCGCACCAUGUCCGGCUUUCAUACAGAUGAGCUUGUCUUGUCUUCUUUGCCAUUGCCAAUGUCGGACCCGGCAGUGGUCAGGUACCG